AGUGGGAGGUGCCCGUCGGAGUUUGUGUGGCUGCCGCCGCGGGAACGUGAAACCCGGUAAUUUUUCAACCGAGAAGAGCGAGGCCGGAGGGAUUUGGCGGAGUGAGAGCGAGCCCGGGUGCAGCUGCGGUAGCUGGCUUCUGGGUGCAGGAGCCGGCAUGGAGGAAGAUGAGCCGAGUGGACGGCGUCGCGAUGGCGAGGCCCUGGCUCGCGCGCAGCCCGGGUCGCCAGAGACGCCGUGCGAGGAGCAGCAGCAGCGGCGGCCGGGCCAUCUCGAGAAAAAGCAACGGUGUAUUGAUGACCAAGAAACAAAUAGAUCUGAAUUCAUUACCUCCAACACAAGUGACUUCAGUGACCCAGUUUACAAAGAGAUUGCCAUUACAAAUGGUUGUAUUAACAGAAUGAGUAAGGAAGAACUCAGAGCUAAGCUUUCAGAAUUCAAGCUUGAAACCAGAGGAGUAAAGGAUGUUCUGAAGAAGAGGCUGAAAAACUAUUAUAAAAAGCAGAAAUUAAUGUUGAAAGAGAGCAAUUGUGCAGACAGUUACUACGACUACAUUUGUAUUAUUGACUUUGAAGCCACUUGUGAAGAGGGUAAUCCACCUGAGUUCAUACAUGAAAUAAUUGAGUUUCCUGUUGUUUUAUUGAAUACUCACACCUUAGAAAUCGAAGAUACAUUUCAGCAGUAUGUGAGGCCAGAGAUGAAUACACAUCUGUCUGAUUUCUGCAUCAGUCUUACUGGAAUUACUCAGGAUCAGGUAGACAAAGCUGAUCCUUUCCCUCUAGUACUGAAAAAAGUAAUUGACUGGAUGAAGUUGAAAGAAUUAGGAACAAAGUAUAAAUAUUGCAUAUUAACAGAUGGUUCAUGGGAUAUGAGUAAGUUCUUGAACAUGCAGUGCCAACUUAGCAGGCUCAAAUAUCCUUCUUUUGCUAAAAAGUGGAUCAAUAUUCGAAAAUCAUAUGGAAACUUUUACAAGGUUCCCAGAAGCCAAACCAAACUGACAAUAAUGCUUGAAAAAUUAGGAAUGGAUUAUGAUGGGCGACCUCACAGUGGUCUUGAUGACUCUAAGAACAUCGCCCGUAUUGCAAUUCGGAUGCUUCAAGAUGGAUGCGAACUCCGAAUUAACGAGAAAAUUCACACAGGACAGCUAAUGAGUGUAUCCUCUUCCUUUCCCAUAGAGGGCAGUCCAGCUCCACAGAUGCCACACUUUAGAAAGUAACAGAAGUUGGAAUCAUUCCUAUCUGGAGUUGCUACAAAGAGGUAGCAGAUGAAUACUUAUUGAGUGGGCCCUGAAGUGCAAACUUCAAGCACCUUAAUUAAACAUUUAAAUUUUCAUUAUGAUAGUUUGAUUAGAUGUAUGACAGAUUUUGUGGAAGUAUUGAGUUCUUUUCACCAGCACUUUUGAUAUGAGCAGUAUUUGUUACACAGUAGCAAUUCCUGCUUUAGAACUGAAUUUUAUAAUUUGAAAUGUCCAAAAUGUACUCCUUUUGGUUUUAAAAUGCAAAAUUUUAUUGACUUGUUGCUUCAGUACUAUGUGUUAUUGAUGUGGAAAUUUAAAAGGUAGAUCUUACCCUCUUAUGAGGUUUUCUGAACAUAAUUCUUUUUGACUUUUUAAGUUUGUAAGUGAAGUUCCACCUGAAAUCUUCCUCAGUGUCCUUGAAAGAUUAGCUCAAGGAUGGCAUAUGGUACCAAAAUCUGCAGAUGCUCAAGUCCUUUACAGUAAAAUGACACCAGGUUUGCAUAUAACAUGCACGCAUCUUUCCAUGCUCUUUAAAUGACCACUAGGUUACUUGUACUAUAUAAUAAAAUGAAAAUACUCUGUAAAAACUUGUUGUGCUGUAUUGUUUAGGGAAUAAUGACAAGAAGAUGAUUUGUACAUGGUUGGUACAGAUACAAGCAUGAUAGGCCUAACUACAUAAUAUAUGAAUAGAUUGGAGCUGAUCAGUUCUCUACGGUAUGAACUCUACUGAAACUGGAUCUGACAUUGCUUCAUUCUGAGGGAUUCAGCAUGUGCUUACGAUGCAACAAAUUUAGGUUUUGAUUUUUGGAACUUUCUUGUUCUGAAAAUCUGCAUUUUGGUAAGUUGAGUACAGAUGUAGAACCCACAAAUACAGAGGGAAAACUAAGUAUGGUCAGUUUCAGAAGGUGUUUGAUAAACAUCUGCAUAUUUCUUUUCAACUCAAUUAGAAAACCUAGGUUAGAUUUUUGUGUCUGGUUAAAAAUUUCAUUACUAAAAGAUUAAUGAAAUGUCAGAAGAAAUAUUACAAAAAAGCACAAAUAUCAAAGUUACUCAAGGUUUAUAGGCCAAAUUUUGUAGUAGCUAAGUAAAUCAGUGGAUAUUUUUGGACUUGGUUGUUCUACUCUUUUUUGUGACAUAAUUCUGCUUUAAUUCUUAAGAAACCAUGCUGUGAAAUAAAUCUAAAAUUAAUGGUAA
This is a messenger RNA of Dipodomys ordii (Ord's kangaroo rat), 2431 nucleotides long. It is a transcript of the gene Eri1, whose product is annotated as exoribonuclease 1. Gene Ontology annotation, cellular component: nucleolus; cytoplasm. Lineage: Eukaryota; Metazoa; Chordata; Mammalia; Rodentia; Heteromyidae. Gene Ontology annotation, molecular function: 3'-5'-RNA exonuclease activity; nucleic acid binding. Bases 158 to 1216 code for a protein of 352 amino acids. The record is from RefSeq and is a predicted model, not a curated record. The transcript is spliced from 7 exons. Gene Ontology annotation, biological process: exonucleolytic trimming to generate mature 3'-end of 5.8S rRNA from tricistronic rRNA transcript (SSU-rRNA, 5.8S rRNA, LSU-rRNA).